Anopheles moucheti is the source of this 573-nucleotide messenger RNA. RefSeq lists its product as uncharacterized. Gene Ontology annotation, molecular function: nucleic acid binding; zinc ion binding. The coding region runs from base 1 to 489 and encodes 162 amino acids. NCBI's taxonomy places the organism in Eukaryota, Metazoa, Arthropoda, Insecta, Diptera, Culicidae. The record is from RefSeq and is a predicted model, not a curated record. The transcript has 2 exons.
AUGGAGAAAAUUGCCAAAAAAGGAUUCAUCCCCGAAGAGGAACUGGUGACAAUUAUCAUUGAUAAUAUGGGUGAUGCGAGCAACACAAGCGCGAUGCGCUAUUCAGCCAACAACGUGGAAGAACUGAAAACGAUGUUGGUCAAGUACGAACAAUUUCGUAUGUUAAAAGCGCCUGGCCCUUCUACACGCGUUAACAACCAACAAGCAUCCACCACCGGCCCAGAAGUCCUCGCUUUAGAUACCCGUUGCUUCAACUGUUCGGCUUUUGGUCAUCUUCGUGACAAAUGUCCUAAGCCCCCUCGUCCACCAGGUUCCUGCUUCCGAUGCCAUCAGACGACUCAUGUCUAUAAGGACUGUCCUGAACGGAAGAAAACAGCGAGCGCAGCGAUUUUUGCAGCCGACGCCGAUUCAGUUACGAAAUUGCAAGAAACACAAGAGGAAGUCCAGCAAGCUUCAUCGAUGAAUCUAUGGCCCCAAGAUCCUGCCUAAAAGCUUUGACAUCGUCAAUAUAUUGUGGACUAGGGAAUAAAGUCCUUCAGACGCAUGGGCAGCUGCAGUGCCGCAUUAAAUUUA